AUGAUAUUGGGUUGCAGGCUGCUGCAGUUGAAUUUGAGGAGUCUUCAUCUUGUUUCCUUCACUGAAUCUCUGAGUGCAGGUGACAAAAGGGUAGUGUUGAAGGAGUUGAGGGGUUUUUUGGCAAUGAGGUGGGGAGGUGAUGUUAGCUUGAGACACUGGUUGGACAAACCUGAAAGAUCUGUUGAGGAAUACGAGUGUUUGCACAUAUUCUCUCAAAUUGUUGACAUUGUAAAUAUAGCACAUUCUCAAGGGAUUGUAGUCAACAAUGUUCGACCUUCUUGCUUCUAUAUGUCCUCCUUCAACCAUGUCUCUUUCAUUGAAUCUGCUUCUUGUUCUGAUUCUGGGUCUGAUUCUUUAGAAGAUGGGUUGAAUAAUAACCAGGGCCUUGAGCUUAGAGAUUCAUUCUCUCCUUUGCUUCUUGCCAUCUCCCAGAAGCAGAAGAGUGCUGGUGGAAGUGAGGAUUUUCGGCCUGUCUCAACAAAUGCUUUCUCUGAAACUAGCUGCAUUCAAUCAAGUUCAGCCUGUGGGAGAGUGCCAUUAGCAGAGGACAAUGAAGAAGAUAAUAAUAGGAAUGUUGGGGAAGGAGAAAGAAAGCAACAACUCUUCCCAAUGAAGGAAGUUUUGCUUAUGGAGACUGGUUGGUAUACCAGUCCCGAAGAGGCUGCUGGUUCGACAAGCUCAUUGCAUCAGAUAUAUAUCGGCUUGGUGUGCUUCUGUUUGAGGGAUGUGUUGCAGAGCGAGUUCCUUGCUGAACCAAAAGAUAAACUAGUAGAGCGUGAAGCAGCCCUACAGCUGAGACAGAGAAUAGAAGAGCAAGAUCUGUUGCUCGAGUUCCUGUUAUUGAUACAACUGAGGAAACAGGAAGCUGCUGAUAAGUUGCAAGACACUGUUUCUCUUUUGUGCUCUGAUAUUGAAGAGGUCGUGAAGCAUCCAUCCUUUCACGGGAAUAAUGUAAGCACCGCUGCAGAAAAAGGGAAGGAAGAUCUUCUAGAUUCUGAUCUCCUGCUCAUGAACCCGUCUCAGACAGAUGAUUUUUUCGGCCUGGGUUCUCGAAAACGAUGUCGACCUGGCUAUCAGACUAAUGCUGAGGAAUCUGAUGAUAACAUGGAGGAUGUUCAAAACUCUAGUAUGAUGCCAUCACAAGCUCAAGGAAGUCUACUGUUUAAAAACUCACGGCUCAUGAAGAACAUCAAGAAAUUAGAGGCAGCUUAUCUGCUGACAAGAUGCAGACCACUGGCAGCAGUUAGGCCACUGGGAAGAUCGGUUGGUAGACAUUCCCAAGUCAGCAGUGAUGGAAGAGGUUCUGUUGUAGCGAGUGAAAGAAGCUCCAUUAGUGGGUUACAACCAAGAGCCCCGCAUGUUGUGGCCAGACAAACUGGAUGGAUUAGUCCAUUCCUUGAGGGUUUGUGCAAAUACUUAUCUCUGAGUAAGCUUAAAGUCAAGGCGAAUGUGAAGCAAGGAGAUAUGUUGAACUCUUCCAACCUAGUAUGGGAUGCUUCAAGAGGUCAGGUAGUUACUGAAAUGAGAGAGCACGAGAAGCGUGUUUGGUCCAUUGACUUCUCAUCUGUAGAUCCUACGCUGUUGGCUAGUGGGAGCGAUGAUGGUUCUGUCAAACUAUGGAGCAUCAAUCAGGCAAUUCUACUUUUUCCACUUGUUGGAUGUGAGCUUUAAAAAUUAAACGUAUAACGUUAUCUGAUCUUUUUCCUAAAGCGUGCAACGUUGCAUUUUUGCACGUAGUAAAAUACGGUACGAGAAUGUUACGUAUAAAA
Messenger RNA from Linum tenue, 1769 nucleotides. NCBI's taxonomy places the organism in Eukaryota, Viridiplantae, Streptophyta, Magnoliopsida, Malpighiales, Linaceae. The record is from the annotation of a GenBank genome assembly.